AGUCAACUGUAAGCUGUCACGGUUCAGUUUUUUCAUUAAGGAAAUGAGUUCGCUUAUUGAUGAUUUCAGGUAGAUCAAGUUUGCAUCACGACUACAUGAAAAUGACUCCCAAAACGCUAUUCAUCAGAAAAAUAGGAAUUCUUCUAGCUUUUUCAGGUGUCAUUGGUCAAGAAGCGGUUUCAUAUUUUGGAAAGAAGAUUGGAGACUUCGGACAGCAAUCAACCCCAUCGUAUUCCAUACAAGGAAGUGUGUAUGUUGUAGACCAUAAUACACUAUGGUUUAGAGGCUUUAGUUACAACGGCAAUGCUACAGAUGCGUUUUUCUGGAUUGGAUCAUCGAAUUCUCCCGAUGAUUCGGGCUCUUUAAUGACUGACGAAACUGGAAGCGUUGAUCCGCUGCAAGAAUACACCAAUCAAAACUUUAUUAUAUAUUUACCACUUGGCGGUAAUAUUGCAGACUACAGUUGGAUAUCUGUGUGGAGUAAAAAUCUUUCGAGGAGCUUGGCCCAUCUCUCUAUUCCCACAUCUUUUAACCCGCCGACAACACGCGACCUGGGACCACUUGGCCUGAGCCCACUAGUUCAUAGAACAGAAGCGGAUCGCGUUGAGAUUCUUGACACACAGACUGUUAAAUUUUACAAUCUCAAAUAUGAUGGAAGAGGCCCAGCUGCAUAUUUCUGGGUCGGUUCUGGAAGUCCAUCUCGUUCAGGUGAACGCCUACCCGAUGAAACUGGAAGGAUAAAGGUGCUGAGCUCUUACAGUGGCGAGGACGUCACUGUGAGAUUUGACGGCGUUCGGACUGUGUUCGAUUACGAUUACAUCGGCCUUUGGUGUGAAAUUGCUCGUCAAAAUUUCGGACACGUUAGCAUUCCCAACCGUGGAGCCUUAAACAUUCCACCUUCUCUUGACACAUACGAGAUUCCUGAUAAUUACGACAACUGCGAGGAGCUACACGACCGGCUUCAAGUAAGCUGGAGUCUUACAGAGGACACCAUCAAUAUACAGCUCCGUGGCGUAGUGAACAUCAAUGAUUAUAUGGCAUUUGGGAUUAGCGGCUCGGAGAGUAGAGCUCAGAUGGUUAAUUCUGACGUAAUAGUGGCGUGGUUUGAUGGGAAUGUCGGUCGAGCUCAGGACUACUUUUUGAUCUCCCAAGCCCAAUGUUCAGGUGGCAGUGGAGCUUGUCCUGAUGUCAAAGUCAAUGGGGUUAACAAUGUUGAAGGCAUAAGUGCCUCUGUGUUGAAUGGAGUAACGGCAAUCGAAUAUACCAGAAUGCUGGACACGGGUGACGAUAUGGACACAGUAAUUUCAGCAAGUGGUGUGACGCAAAUAGUCUGGGCGAUUGGCCAGAUAAACGGAGAUGGACUAGCCGUUAGACACAUUGAACGAGGUGGUGGAACGGUAAUGUUCGGUCGUAACGCAUUGAGGAACUGUGAAUCGCUUGCCGAUGGAAUUGAAGAGGUAAACGGAUGGAAAGAAUUACAACUAAUUGGUAACAGCGAUACCACCGAAUUCACGGCCGUCAUUGGUCAGUCCGGAGGAGAGAGAGGAUAUACCAGUAUCACCGAUAAUGUCGGUUGGGGAAUAUCUUGGUACAUAAACGACAUGCUAAUCCCAAGACUCAUAUUAAAGCGGGGAACCAAUUACACGUUUAAGGUUUUUGGCGGCAAUGAUGCGACUCAGUCUGCCUCCUAUCAUCCCUUCUAUAUUACAAACGACAAAGGUGGAGGAUACGCAACAUUGACAGAAAUGGAGAAAUUGAAACAAGUUAUAUACGCCGGACCUGUAAACGGAUCUCUCUGUGAAUUGAACGACAAGAAUGGAGACCAAAGCAUGACUUCAACAUCGGCCGAAGGAUAUAGAAAGACGCUGGCAGAGCAAUGUCUUUCACCAAAGGAACCGGCAACACUCACCUGGACACCUGACGACAACACACCGGACACUGUAUACUAUCAGUGUUACACACACCGUUUUCUCGGUUGGAAGAUUGAUGUUGUUGACGUACUUCCGUCAUCUGCUGUUACAUUUAUGUCGUCGAACGGUCUCUCUAACGCGUUUUUGCUAAGCUCUUGCAUAAUAAUCAGCCAACUUUUAAACAUAUAAUUAAUUUUAAGAUGUAUAUUUAUUCAGAUUAUUUUUUUUAUAUCACAAAAGAAAAUGUUGAUGUUAACAAAUAACAAAAAAAAAAAAAAAACAAACAUUCCACAAGACUACAAUAAUAACAAUUUAUAUGUGCUCUAGAAAUGAAAGCGUUUUAAUCCGCUCAAAUAUGAACUUUUGUAUGUGUAUAGUUUAAGUGCACUUUUUGUAAAUAAAAGUUUGAGGAAAUCUGUUUAAUUUUUUCUCAAAAUGUUUUUGUGAUAAA
Messenger RNA from Anneissia japonica, 2361 nucleotides. RefSeq names its product protein Skeletor, isoforms B/C-like. Bases 60 to 2099 code for a protein of 679 amino acids. The transcript is spliced from 15 exons. NCBI's taxonomy places the organism in Eukaryota, Metazoa, Echinodermata, Crinoidea, Comatulida, Comatulidae. The record is from RefSeq and is a predicted model, not a curated record.